Lichtheimia ornata is the source of this 462-nucleotide messenger RNA. RefSeq lists its product as uncharacterized. Gene Ontology annotation, molecular function: structural constituent of ribosome. The coding region runs from base 1 to 462 and encodes 153 amino acids. Lineage: Eukaryota; Fungi; Mucoromycota; Mucoromycetes; Mucorales; Lichtheimiaceae. Gene Ontology annotation, biological process: translation. The record is from RefSeq and is a predicted model, not a curated record. Gene Ontology annotation, cellular component: mitochondrion; ribosome. The transcript has a single exon.
AUGCCACGAGUCUACGAUUUAUGCGCCCGUAUCCAAAACGGCUUCCGAUCACGUUUGCAGUCGAUUGCCAUUCCUGAGACGAAAAUGAACUUGGCGAUCGCCAACAUUUUGUAUCGUGAAGGUUUCUUGUCGUCGGUUGUGCGUGGCAAUCACCAGGGCCCUGAUGCCGAGUAUACCCCCACCACCAAUGAAAACGUGGCCACCCGUCGUCUUUGGUUGUCUCUCAAGUACAAGGAUAAUUCACCCACUCUCUCCCAGUUGUCUGUUGUCAGCAAGCCAUCCAAAAAGGUCACGUUUUCUGUCACUGAAAUGAAGCAAAUUGCUAGUGGUCGUCGUGCAAAGUUCAUCAAGCCUCUUCAACCAGGUGAGAUUGCUGUCAUGAACACGAACCGUGGUGUCCUCGAGAUUCAAGAGGCUAUCAAGAAGAACGUGGGUGGUGAGAUCCUUUGCCGUGCAUCUUAA